Populus euphratica (Euphrates poplar) is the source of this 1180-nucleotide messenger RNA. RefSeq lists its product as uncharacterized. The record is from RefSeq and is a predicted model, not a curated record. The coding region runs from base 186 to 974 and encodes 262 amino acids. Gene Ontology annotation, biological process: pectin metabolic process. The transcript has 7 exons. Lineage: Eukaryota; Viridiplantae; Streptophyta; Magnoliopsida; Malpighiales; Salicaceae. Gene Ontology annotation, molecular function: methyltransferase activity.
CUCCCUUUUUCUUCAACUCUCUCUCUCUUUCUCACCCAAAGAGCUUACAAUAGUAAGACACCGACAGUUGCAGCCAGAUCGCGCUCUAAAAGAUCUUGAGACCUAACUUUUCUCAAUUUCUCGAUCUACCUCAACUCUCAGUUUGAUUUCAGGCCCUCUUGUCUUAGAUUGAAUUUAAGAUAAUAAUGUCAAGGAGGCCAGGGAAUCCUGCUAGACGUUAUGCUGAUGGGGGGAGUCUUCCUUUUGCUGGUUCAAUGCAUUCUAAAUCACGUUCAUCGCCGCUACUAUCCGUUGGCCUUCUUGUUGUGGGCGCAAUCCUUCUCAUUGGAUAUCUUUACAGUGGUUCAGGUGGGCGUACCAGCGAUAGAGAAGCUUUAGGCAAUGCAGAAGGUGGUGUUUCAUGCACAUCAGAAGUCCAAAGAGCGAUACCUAUUCUGAAGAAGGCUCAUGGUGACAGCAUGCGUAAAGUGUUGCAUGUUGGCCCUGACACUUGCUUAGCAGUAUCAAGCUUAUUAAAAGAAGAGGAUACCGAGGCCUGGGGUGUGGAACCAUAUGACUUAGAUGAUGUGAGUGCCAGCUGCAAGGGUCUUGUGCGCAAAGGCCUUGUUCGUGUGGCUGACAUCAAAUUUCCUUUGCCCUACCGGGCAAAAUCAUUCUCUCUUGUUGUAGUGUCGGACGCUUUGGAUUAUUUGUCUCCGAAGUAUCUCAACAAAACUCUUCCAGAAUUGGCGAGAGUGUCAGCUGAUGGCUUAGUUAUAUUUUCUGGCCAUCCAGGUCAGCAAAGAGUUAAAGUUGCAGAAAUGUCGAAGUUUGGUCGUCCAGCCAAAUUUCGGAGCUCAUCCUGGUGGAUAAGGUACUUUGUUCAGAUUGGUUUACAAGUGAAUGAACCCGCCAUAAAGAAGUUUGAGCAGGCUUCGUUGAAGAAGUCAUACAAGCCAGCCUGCCAAGUUUUCCACCUCCAGUCACACGAUUGAAAGUAUUGAUGUUUCAACAACUUCCAUUGCUCUUUCUGCGAAAUGGCAGCAAACCACGGCCAAUGAUAAGCUAUGUCGUGGAAUACGUUCUCUUUCUUCCUUACCUUGAUAACAGUAGAUCUCCUUUAUCAUUAUUUAUCGAGAAAAGUAAAGCAUGUAUGGAUUCACUUACACUAUUCUCUAUAAGAUAAGUUUUUGUACCCUCC